Molecule: messenger RNA, 2434 nt
Organism: Puccinia graminis f. sp. tritici CRL 75-36-700-3
Lineage: Eukaryota; Fungi; Basidiomycota; Pucciniomycetes; Pucciniales; Pucciniaceae
Exons: 9
Coding region: 315-2141 (608 amino acids)
Biological process (GO): entrainment of circadian clock by photoperiod; circadian regulation of gene expression
Cellular component (GO): nucleus; cytoplasm
Molecular function (GO): FAD binding; DNA binding
Source: RefSeq, a predicted model, not a curated record
UCUUGCAGUUCGUCGCGGGUGGCUCAAUCCGGAUUCCGGGCCAGGGUUCAUGGUGGAGGAGCCAAGUAAUUGCCUUUUUUCCUUGUUGAACAUCCACAACACAACCAAAAAACGAAAAAAACCAUUACCAUCAAGCCUUCACAAGAAUCCAAUCAUCAAUCCUGAUUUCCUCAAGAGCUCUCUCUCGACUUGCCAUCCUCCGCAACUCUCCGAAUCAUCCCCACUUCCGCGUUUCCGCUGGGACGACUUGCAGAGCAGGAUUAGAUAUCCCGGGUUUCAGCAAGACUUGGACUCGGAUCCCAGCCAUUCGAAAGAUGACGACCCCCAAGAAACGUGCGAUUCCUGAUCAUGAUGAUGAUGAUCAAGCCAGCAACCAACGUCCGAGCAAAAGGAGUCAAACGACAGCUGGGACUAAUCGUGGUAGUACCACCACAGCUUCUCAAGAUCAGUCAUCAGAGACACCCUACCAUAAACUACUCAGGAUCUUAAACGACCACCAACCGAAAGAAAAAGAGGAUGAUCAGAAAGCUGAAGGGGUCGUAGUCUGGUGGAUGCGGAUGCGCGAUCUGAGGCUGUCGGAUAAUCGGGCAUUGGCAGUCGCGUCCCAAUUGGCAAAGGACCAAGCCAAACAUCUCGUCGUCCUCCACGUCCUCUCGCCUGGAGACUAUCGAUCUCACGACCGCUCCCCUCGGAGAAUCGACUUCGUCCUCCGCAAUCUCAGCGACCUUCAGGCGCGUCUUCAUAAACUUAACAUCCCGCUCUGGACGAUCACCGUCGAACCCCGUCAUCAGAUCCCUGAAAAGAUCAUCCAACUGGUCUCCAGCUGGGGCGCCUCUUAUCUGACCGCCAAUAUCGAACAUGAAGUUGACGAACUCAGACGCGAUAUCCAAGUCCUCAAUCUGGCGCGCGAGAAGAAUAUCGGGGUAGACUUCCUACACGAUACAUGUCUGGUAGAGCCGGGAAAAGUGUUGACCAAAGAAAACAAACCGUACUCGGUCUUCGGUCCAUGGCAACGAAAUUGGGCCAACUUGAUCAACAGUAACUUGGACGAAUACAUUGCAGCUGCGGAGGAUUGUCAUCCUAACGACCCGAGCAUCAAGGACGUUGAGAUCCUCAAUCAGUUGUUCGAGUGCCCCGUCCCUGCCUCUUUGCCUGGCUUCGAAUUGUCUGCUGAGGACUCGAAGAUCAUGCACGAGAACUGGAAAGCCGGCGAACAGGCUGCUGAAGAGUUAUUGAAUCAAUUUCUGAAUUCGCCCUUAAAAAGCCAAUCGACUCGACAAACCACAUUAACGAAGGAUGGGAAAACCUCAGGGGCGACGACGAGGAGGGCCGAGACGAUAGUCGAGCAAUACUCGAGCUUACGAAACCGACCGGACCUACCGGGGACGAGCCGAUUGUCGGCCUAUCUGGCCGCCGGAGUGAUCUCCCCACGCGCAUGCAUUCGGGCCUCAUUCCGAAUCAGCGAGAAGGGGAAGAAGCCGGUCGAUGGGCUCCAGGUGGAUCGUCGUGACUUGGGCGUGGGGGUGUGGCAGAGUGAACUCGGGUGGAGAGACUUCUAUCAACACGUCUUGGCGGCGUGGCCUAGGGUCUGUAUGCGAAAGCCCUUCAAUCUUAAGUAUGAGAGUCUGGUGUGGGAAGAGGAUGAGGGGCUGUUGGAGAAAUGGAAGCAAGGCUUGACGGGCUAUCCGUUCAUUGAUGCCUGCAUGAGACAGCUCAAACACAUCGGUUAUAUGCAUAAUCGGGGCAGGAUGUGUGUGGCCAUGUUCUUGACUAAAGAUCUGAUGAUGGAUUGGAAGUUGGGCGAGAAAUGGUUCAUGGAGAAUUUAGUCGAUGGGGAUUUAGGCAGCAAUAAUGGCGGCUGGCAAUGGUCGGCUUCAACCGGCACAGAUGCUCAGCCGUACUUCCGGAUCUUUGCGCCGCUUUCACAAUCCGAGAAGUCGGAUCCGAAUGGCGAUUUCAUUCGUCAUUGGGUUCCUGAAUUGAAAUCGAUCACCGGAAAAAACAUUCAUGCCCCGUUCGACUCUUUGCCGCCUGACAAAUUCAAAAAAUUGAACUAUCCUAAGCCCAUCGUCGAUCAUUCGGUGGCCCGAAAACGAGCCUUGGCUCGUUAUAAAAAUCCCGGGUGUGCUGAUAAUCAAUAAACCAAAACCAAAACCAAAAACAAAACAAUAUGAUGAUGGCUAGAUACUUCAGCAAAAACACCAUCAGAUGGAUUCUUUCUUUUUUGUCUUAUCUCGAUCAAUCAAUCAAUCAAUCAAUCAGUCAAUCAUGUAGCUUUCUCUAGACCUUUGUCCCUAUUUCUUAUGUGCCCAACCUCUUCCAGCACUUGUUUUAUUUUUCUUCUUUUCUCUGAAGAUAAGAUCAAGUGAAGCCACCUGUUAAUUGAGUCACCAACCUUUUUUUUUUUUUCUCAAUGGAACAGAAUGAAACAAGA